Xyrichtys novacula (pearly razorfish) is the source of this 15466-nucleotide messenger RNA. NCBI's taxonomy places the organism in Eukaryota, Metazoa, Chordata, Actinopteri, Labriformes, Labridae. The record is from the annotation of a GenBank genome assembly.
GACAGUGAAUGCACCAUUACGAUCCAGAUUCUCCAUCUUCCUCCAGCCAGGGAAGGGACAAACCUGCGUCUUACACCCACUGUAAAAUUCUCCCACUGACAAACAACCUACAAGGUAUCUGAAUUUUUAUUCUACUUUUCUACAUUCCUCUAACAAUCCGGAUACAUGUAUAUUGUUUUGUGUGGAUGUGUUUGCUGGGCGGUUCACUAGAUACCUACCAUAAUACACAUCCUGUCGGCAGCAGUGAAACUGGGCCGCUGGUCACUCAUCUGUUUAGUCACCAAAUCAAACACCUAAACAUUACUAGUUAAUACCGCAAGUGGAAAUACUCUCUGGAAAUAGAUACAUUGUCGUUGGCUGAGAUAUUAGGAGAUUGCAAAGGUGAUUCGCUGUCAUUAGCUAACGUUAGCGGCAAUCAGAGAACUGGUGUUCCGUCGAGUUGUGCUACCUCGACAGAAAAAGCUACGUAGUGCGAAGCUACAGAUGUGGCUACGAAUACCGUCUAAUAUAUCUACUCUUUCCCAUCGCAACCACCCAUCUGCAUUGCUAGAUUUGCUAUGAUACAAAAAGCGUACCUCAGUGGGUUAUAAUCACCCCGCCAAGCAGUGCUCCCUGUUACAGAAUUACCUUUUAAGACAUACUUUAAUAGCAUGAAAACGGAACCAUGUUGUGAAACUGAACUGAAUCAAGUUCACUUUUAUCUCGUGAAAAAUAGUUACGGCUUGAUCUCAAGAUCGUGAUAACAAGCGCAAAGGGUUGUGGCUGUGCGCAGGCGCAUACGUGCAUUCGCCGUCAUUUCUUAGGGUCGCACUUGUAGACAGAACACCGAUGCGUUCAACGUUAGCAUGCAGCAGGCUAACGAUAAAUGUAGCAUCGAUAAACUGCUGCUGAAUAAUGUCUGAAAGACCUGAAAUCACAUCAGAACUAACAGAGUGUAGGAGAGGUAACCUCUUUUGAACCCAGCUGUUGUUUUACAACAUAUUGACGACUCUAUGACACAAUUAAUUCACUUGUUAGCUGCAUAUACGUUCGGAGUAGUGAAAUUGCAUUGCUGUUCAAUACAAUUUGUAAACGUUAAGUUGACCAACGUUUGUGUCACAUUUUAAAAAUAAGACAAGUGUGAGGAAAAAUUUGGUACCAUUACAUUUAUCUUAUUCAUGAUAAAAUAAAUGUUUAAGUUGGACUUUGCUCAAGAAAUCAAAUAUCAAUAGUGUAAAAACUUGUGUUAUGAUUGUCUCUUUCAAAGAAUAAAUGGGCAUGUACAAAGAAGCUAUAAUUGGGAUAUAUUAUAUGACCAAAAGUAUGUGAAACAUGAUCAUUUCCCUGUCUGUUAUCUCUGAAUGUGCCAGUCAUAAAUCAUCAUGAUUAUGCCACCCACUUGGCACAGAAUUAGGCAAUACACCCAAGCAAUCUGAUGCCACCCAGUACAAGAGCUUUUUGAUAAAUACUUUUUUUCAAAGCGUCUACAUUUUAAAGCUUUGUUGAUAUGGUCAGACUGAUGAUAACUGUUCUUAAAAUUAUUUUGUUGAAGUUUAAGUGGCUGCUGAUGGUGUACUGGAGUGAAAGGUUGUCCUAGUAUUAGGGAUGGGUAUUGUUAAGAUUUUAUCGAUAUCGAUGCCAUUAUCAAUUCUGUUUAUCGAUUCAAUUCUUUAAUGAUUCCCUUAUCAAUGCCUUUCUUUGAUUUAAAAAAAAUGAUAAUGAUACAGCUGGUUGAUAUAUAUUGUGUACUUUUGGUGAGAGUUUCAUUUGGUUCCAAAGAUGCUGGAUGGAGUUGACAUUAGAGCUCUAGGUCAAUCAUAUCCCCACAUCUGAAAUUGAAGAUAAUGGUGUGUGCGAGGUCUUUCUCAAAAGUGAACAUAUAUUUAUGCCAAAGCCCUUCAGUCCAGGUAACAUUUCAUCACUCUUAGCAUAACCUUGUGUAAACCGUGUCAUCAAACUGCAGAGAAGCAGUGCUGACUCUGUCUCUUGGGCAGAUUGGAACUUGUCAGCAAGUGUUGAAAUGCAGGAUUUACAGGUAAAGUGGUUGUUGAUAUCAACCCACUGGCCUCGUCUUCAAGGACAAACAUCACCUCCACGAAUAUCCAGUGACAGUGCGAAACUGAAAAUCACCCAGCUCUCUCUGCUGUAUGUGUUUGUCAGUGACCUACUCCGAAGUCACUACACCUACAAGCUCAUAGCAUAAUGCAGUAUAUUUUUUUUCUGCACAGGCUAAGAGGACAAGAACAGUAACGAUGACGGACUCCAAAUAUUUCACAACAAACAAAAAAGGUAAGUGAGGAAGGUGUUACAGCUCUUUUACUCCCUCCGCUGAAUGCCUCAUUAAGCCCUUAAAAAUUAUAUGUAGUGUUUGAUUUGAUACCUAAUGUGAUUUUUCUAAGUUCUGGAAAUCACAGUCUUUGUGCCUAUGUCAACACUCUACAGGGGAGAUCUUUGAACUGAAGGCAGAACUGAACAAUGAGAAGAAGGAGAAGAGGAAAGAGGCCGUGAAGAAGGUCAUUGCUGCCAUGACUGUCGGGAAAGAUGUGAGGUACAGCUGCGAAUCUAGUCUCUUAAUCUUAAUCUCUUGUUAUAUGAAUAAUAAACCAAAUUUAGUGUGCCUGUUUGUGUGUCUGCUGUCACCUACCUGCCUUGGAGACAACCUUCUUGAAUUAUUUUUAUGCACAUCAGUCUAUCAGGUGGAAACACUUGCAAAAGCACCAGAGGGUUCUGAAAGAGUAAAGACACAGACAGUGGUGGAAGUAGGAAUGUGAGGAAUGCAAAAUAAAGUUAGUGGAGAACUCGGAGCACUGCCCAGACCUUUGACAUCUGUGAAAUAUCCUCACAGACCAGACAAGACAUGGAACAGGACAAAUGUUCAGAGUGCUCCCAACAGAGGGUCAAUCUUUUCACCCCUGUCAGACUAUCUGAACAAAACUCAUAUUAACAUCUAAAAAAGACUUAUUUCUUAGAUUUAUUCAUUAUGUAUUUAUGAGAUCAAAGAAAUCUCUCUGAGGCCUGAUACUGUGAAGUCUAACUGAGACCCUUCUGCUGCGUUUUCAGUUCUUUAUUCCCAGAUGUGGUGAACUGCAUGCAGACCGACAACCUGGAGCUGAAGAAGCUGGUCUACCUUUAUUUGAUGAACUACGCAAAGAGCCAGCCUGACAUGGCCAUCAUGGCUGUCAACAGCUUCGUCAAGGUAAAACCCUCAAGAAGUUUGUUGCAUUUUUUAAAAUCUAUUUUUAUUCCCAAAGGUGGUUCAGAUGUUUAAGAAUGAAAAAAGAAGGUGGGAACAAGGUUCAUGCAAAAUUAAUAUAUUUAUGAGGAAACCUGGCAGCUCAAAAGAAGCAUCUGCAAAAAUAUGAACAUGGAAAAUAAGGCCAGUCUGUUUUUUUUAAGCUUUGACAUAAUAAAAUUACAAUAAUGGAGAAAUACACAGGCCUUGAAGUAAACAGCCUCCUUCAAAAGACAAGAGGUAAACACUUCUGCUGGAUAAUUCACCAGGACUGGCUGUGUCCUCUCUCCUCUGUGCCAGGAGGGCACAGGUGAACUCUGUCAUCUGCAGCACCUGAAAGGAAACCCCAGAGAGAGUAAAUAAUGCAACAAAAACACGCCCAGUAACCACAACAAGUGGUAUCAUCUUUAAUAAUGAAAUCUGUCCACAAGGAGAGACAAAUCUGAGCUUCAUACAGGAGCUCUUCAUUUAUUUCUAGAGAAAUAGUUAUGUUGAAGUCUGGAUGGAAGAUACUUGUUCUCUGUUAAAUUAAAAAAAAAAAAAAACUGAAGUGAAAAAAUAAAGGUUAUUAAUUCUUAUAAAUCAUUACCAACAGAAAAAGUUCUGUUUAAUUCCCAAAAAUGAAUCAAUCCAACAUGUAAGGUUCACUGAAUAUGUCUCACUGAUUUUAUAAGAAGACUGUCCUGUUUCGCCUCUGCAGGACUGUGAGGACCCAAACCCCCUGAUCCGAGCUCUUGCUGUUCGAACCAUGGGCUGCAUCCGUGUGGACAAAAUCACCGAGUACCUGUGCGAGCCGCUGAGGAAGUGCUUGAAGGAUGAGGACCCGUACGUGAGGAAGACAGCCGCCGUUUGUGUGGCGAAGCUUCAUGAUAUCAACGCCCAGAUGGUGGAGGAUCAAGGCUUCCUGGACUCCCUGAGAGACCUUAUUGCUGACUCAAAUCCCAUGGUAGGUUUCAGUUCUUCUUUUAGGUUUUCAUUUGUGCCAAAAUAACGACGAUAACAGAGGUUUUCUAGGGUGAAUCAGAAGAGGACGGUUAAACUGAACUGUUUCGUGUGUGGGAUUAGAUGUUGCUAAAUGAAAGCAUGCAACAGAGGCAUGGUUUUAUUUAGCACAACAUAAACACUCUAGGAUUGUUGAGCACAGGCUGUAAAUGGACAUUAAGUGUAUAUGACAUUAUUGUAUAUUGAUAAAAACAGGAGUUGGAUACUUUUGUUUUUACCAAAAACAGCAAAGAUUUAAGUUUAUUGAGAUUUGAGGUAAAUAUUUAGUUGUUUUUGAAAAUAUGUCAAUAUUCUCUGAUACCAAAUUUAUAUAUUUUUUAAAUUCUACUAAAUUAGUCCACUUGAAAUCCUAAUCUUCAUAAAUUCAAGCAGAAAUAAGUAGCGUAAUUAAACAAAAUUAAGUUUAGUGCUAUAAAGCAAUUGUAUAAGUGUGACUGAGCUUUUCAUAGAUGUAACUUAUGAUCGAUUGUGAGUUGUUUAAAUACUCUAAAUAGUCAUGGAGAUUUUCCUCUGAGGUUCUCAUCAGAAAACUCGUCCGUCUUCCAGGUUGUGGCCAAUGCAGUCGCUGCCUUGUCCGAGAUCAGCGAGUCUCACCCCAACAGCAACCUGCUGGACCUCAAUCCUCAGAACAUCAACAAGCUGCUGACGGCUCUGAAUGAAUGCACAGAGUGGGGGCAGAUCUUCAUCCUGGACUGCUUGUCCAACUACAACCCCAAGGACGAGCGUGAAGCCCAAAGGUAGCAAUCAGAUGAAAGUUUGUACAGAUCGACUAGUGAACAGUGAGUUGUUGUUUGAUUCCCAGUGAAUCUCACUUUCGCCUCCUCUCAUUCUCAAAGCAUCUGUGAGCGUGUCACUCCCCGGCUGUCUCAUGCAAACUCAGCUGUUGUGCUGUCAGCGGUGAAGGUGCUGAUGAAGUUCUUAGAGUUGCUGCCCAAGGACUCAGAUUACUACAACACCCUGCUGAAGAAAUUAUCCCCGCCCCUGGUCACCUUACUCUCCGGAGAACCUGAGGUCCAGUAUGUGGCUCUGAGGAACAUCAACCUCAUCGUACAGAAAAGGUGUGUGGAGAAAGUGUUGCAGUGAUUGAAUAUUAACAGCUUGUUUGUGAUGUUUUCUUUCUGUAAAAUGAUAAUGUGAAAUGUGAGCUAAGAUAUCCACACGCUUUUCUGUGCAGGCCCGAGAUCCUGAAGCAGGAGAUUAAGGUGUUCUUUGUCAAGUACAAUGACCCGAUCUACGUCAAACUCGAGAAACUGGACAUCAUGAUUCGCCUGGCUUCUCAGGCCAACAUCGCUCAGGUACUUAAAGCAAAACGAGCAAACCUUGAUUAUUGUGCUAAUGAGCUUAGUGUCUUUCAGUUGAGGACAAUGUUUUUGUAACAUGAUACAUUUCUCUUCUACUUUCUGUCCCGAUCAGGUGCUGGCUGAACUGAAGGAAUAUGCCACAGAGGUGGAUGUUGACUUUGUGCGAAAGGCUGUGCGAGCCAUCGGGCGCUGUGCCAUCAAAGUAGAGGUGGGAUAUUCAUCAUUUCUGAUUGCUAUUCUGUUGGUGUCUCUGUACAAAAGGAUUCUGAUUAUCUUUAGACUGAACAGUAACAUUAUCAUGAUGCGGCAAAAAAAAAAGCUCACUCACUCUUUCCUGAAAUAUUUUCAUCUUCACUCUAGAGGCAAAGACUCAUCCCUCUUGUAACUUUUUCAAAACACCCUGUGAAAAAUCUUCUUUUUUACCUUAAUAACUCAGAUUGAAAUUUUGUAAUGUUUGGAGUUAUAUAGUUUUUAGCUUGAGGCCAUAAUUUUAUACUUUAAAUAAGAAUGAGUUUAUGUAAUUAGUCUUGAACAUAUUGAAUUUUAAUUUCUCCAAUGACUAAUGGAAAAUAUUGAACUUUUUUACAAUACCCACAUUAUUCGAGAUGCACUCUUUAGAGCUGAACUUUUGCCUGUUUUGACUUUCAGCAAUCUGCUGAGCGCUGCGUGAGCACCCUGCUGGACCUGAUCCAGACCAAGGUCAACUAUGUUGUGCAGGAGGCGAUUGUCGUCAUCAGAGACAUCUUUCGCAAGUACCCCAACAAGUAUGUAACCCACAGAAACACUGAAAACUGUCGAGUAAGUGGCAACCAACUCCCCAGUCCUGGAGAUAUUCUUGUUAGCCACCAUUAUCUAUCAAGACUGCCGGGUCACAAAAUAACUAGUCAGUCUUUCAGAGCAGUGUGAUAUUUGUAAGUAACCCACAUAUCAUUACCGUUUUUUUAAGUUAGUAAUGAUAAUUUUAGCAACUUUAUUUAAAAGAAACAAGACUGAAUAAAGGGCUUUUACAACCAAACAAGAACAUUAGGAAACUCAAGACAAUGAAAAAUCAACCCAAUAUAACAGAAGACCUAAAAAAAAAAAACAUCUGACUAGUCUUGACCGCUGUGAUUCUGUGUAAACCUCAGGUAUGAAAGCAUCAUUGCCACUCUGUGUGAGAACCUGGACUCCCUGGAUGAGCCUGAUGCUCGCGCCGCUAUGAUCUGGAUCGUCGGGGAGUACGCUGAGAGGAUCGACAACGCUGAUGAGCUGCUGGAGAGCUUCCUCGAAGGCUUCCAUGAUGAGAGCACCCAGGUGGGUUCAUCGGAAAUAUCAAACAGAAGCAUGGUUAUCACGAUGUCUCUCACUAUAGUGAUAAAAAAUACAGUCGCCUGACAGAGUCUUCGAUUUACAGGUCCAGCUCACUCUGCUGACCGCCAUCGUCAAGCUGUUCCUCAAGAAACCAUCAGAGACCCAGGAGCUGGUGCAGCAGGUCUUGAGCCUGGCCACUCAGGUGACUGUCAUCUUGUAUUUUGAAAGAAGUUCAGGUUUGAGACAGAUUGAUGAUUUAGUCAUUCAAGAUGAAGAUACUGAUUAAAGAUACUGCCACCCUCAGACAGACAUGACCCUCCGAAGCAUAUCAAAGUAGUUUAACUUUCACUUCAACUACUUCAGUCAAGUCGAAUCUUUCUUUGCUUUCCUCCGUGUACAAGAUGUAAUCACUGAUAGCGGACUAAAGGUCAUAAAUCUGUACUACAGCUCAUGUCUUUAUUUCUGCUCCUUUGCAGGACUCUGACAACCCUGACCUGCGUGAUCGAGGCUACAUUUAUUGGCGUCUGUUGUCCACUGACCCUGUGACCGCCAAGGAGGUGGUGCUGUCAGAGAAGCCCCUGAUCUCAGAGGAGACAGACCUGAUUGAGCCCACCCUGCUGGAUGAGCUCAUCUGCCACAUCGGCUCCCUGGCAUCCGUCUAUCACAAACCUCCCAGCGCCUUUGUGGAGGGCAGCCAUGGCAUCCACCGGAAACACCUUCCUGUGCAGCACAGCAGGUAGGACAUACAAAUACCCUGGACUUUGAGAUACAGCCACAUAAGUUUGAUAUUCUUUUCAUUUUCUUUAUAUGGCUCUGACUCCCCCCCUGCCCACAACAUCCAGUGCAUCUCAUUAUAAGGAGAUUGAAUAAGUACUUAAAUAAAUACAUAAAUGAAAAAAAUAAAAUAACAUAAGAAAAGUAGAAGUAGUAACUUGACAGUCGGGUGUAAGAGUAAAUGAGGAGGCCGUACUUGCUGAGCAGCAUCAUGCAUUACCCUUCAGAAUGUUGUGCUAGUGGAUUCAUGAGUUAUCAGGGAAGGUUUUAAGUUUAUUUAUGAAAGACAUUAUUGGGUUCCAGGUGGAGUAAAAAAGGUUUUUGAUCUUUUCAAGAUUUAAAUGGAGCAUAAGGUCACUCAACCAUAAGGAGGUGCUGGGUGGUUUAGGGGAUUUCCGGUGCAACAAAAUCCUUUGGCGGGCAAGCAGAGUAGCAAAUGCUAUAAUGUUGUUAUGCUUAUUGAUGAUAUGUUGGUCAGCUGAGCCAAAAAUACCCGUCCUUGUUUCACUGCAUAUUUUUUUUCCCACCACCAACUGUUGUAGAGAGCAGGAAAUUGCACAACUCGAAUAUAUUGUUCAUUGGAUGAACUCAGCAAUACUCAGUCUCCUUUCUUUUAUAAGGAACUUCUGUUCACAUAACAGCUGAAGAUGUAAAAUAGUUAUUGAGUUUUCUCCUUUCCCUAAACAAAGUUUAGAUGGUUCAUCCAACAAAAUAUUAAUGCAUUGGGGCGUUAAAUGCAAAAAAUGGUUAAAAAAGCAGACACAUAACAGUCAUUUUCUUUAGGAUCUUACACGUGUAUCUUUGCCCAGUUUGAGUUUUGAAUUCCAGCUCCUCCUCACUGGAUCCUGUUCCUUAACGGUGUAUCUAUUUCCUCCCAUAACAGCAUUGACACAGGGGAGAGCCCCGUGAGCAGCGGGCCUGCAGCUGCCAUGGAUCAGCCUCAUGUGAUCCCCAGUCAGGGAGACCUGCUGGGCGACCUGCUAAACCUGGACCUGGGCCCUCCAGUGAAUGUUCCCCAGGUUUCCUCCAUGCAGAUGGGUGCAGUGGACCUUCUGGGAGGAGGCCUGGACAGUUUGGUUAGCUGGGACACUCACUGACACUCACAAACACAGACACACUUAUUAUCUUACUCACAGAGCAGUAGGUCAAAUAUCUCGCUCCAGAUUUCUUAAUCACAGUUCAGGAUUUUGCUCUUUGCUCAGAAAGGUUAAUUAUCAUUUCUGGACCAAAUUGAUGUGAAAGACAGGUCUCAAGACCCCGUUGAAUUUCUUUAUUUGUGUGUUUCUUAUGUUUGUUUGUAUAUGUACAUGCAGGCUUGUAAUAUGAAUUGCUUCACUCACACAUGUUGUGAAAUGGUUUGAAAUAUACAAAUAUUUGGUGAUAACAUCCUAUAACUGUUUAGUGUUUUUCCUCACAGAGCUUCAUAAAGCCCUGUGUACUGUUCCUCUGUUAUAAGUUGCUUUUCCACCUCCUCAAGCUGCUGGGAUAACUGGACCUCUUGAUAACCUUCUUGCAGAAUUUAAGGUCUUAUCGUUCAAUGUGUGACUUAACAAGCAAAGCUGCUGUUUUUCCCAGGAAGUGAAGGGCUCCUCUUGAUGGGUUGCGGUUGCUAAGAAAGUCUCUAUCUCUGUCUUUGUUUGGUCUGUCUGUGAUGUUUGGAUGCUGUCUUUGGGGGCCUCUCUUCUCUCCUGUAGCUGGGGGGAGACCUGGGCGGAGGUGUUGGGGGAAGUCCAGCAGUAAGUCCAGCCCUUCUGUUUGGCGGUCUGCCUGCCUGUCUGCAUGCUGCAUGCUUACUCAAUUUAACCCAUCACACUCUCAAACAAACAUCUUCAAGUUUUCAACAAGUUUUGAAACGUUGCUUGUUUGUCUGGGUCUCAAAUUUCUUCACCUAGAAGACCACAUACUGUAUUUUUUAUCAUUGUUUUAGCCAGAUUAUGGUUUAAAAUUCCAAUUUUCUCCAAUCCAAUCUAAUCCAUUUUAUUUAUAUAGCAUGAUUUAAGCAAAUGCAAGGUUUCCAAAGUGCUGCACAGCAAAAUAAAAAUAGAAUAAAAACACAAUGGAAGCACAAUAGAUAAGGUAAAAAUUAAAUGAGUUAAAACGCAGUAAAAUCAAAUAACAAAUAAACACAAUAAAUAAAAUCAAUAAAAUAAAAUAAAUGAAGUUAACCUCUUACUGGGUGUUAAAAGGCAAUGAGAUAAAACACAGUAAAAUCAAAUAACAAACAAACACAAUAAAUAAAAUCAGUAAAAUAAAAUGAAUGAAGUCAACCUCCUACUUGGUGUUACAAACUCAUACUGGCUUCCAUUUUAGUCUUCAUGGACUCUAUUAACAUAUUCAUUAAAAUGUGUAAAGUUAAUCAGGAUCAGCCCAGAAUCUGUCUGAAAACUGUUAUAAGCAAUAAUUUUGUUUAUUUUAAUGCAACAUUUUUCUGAUAAUACAGAGAAACCAGAACUAUGAUUCAAUGAGUGGCAACACUUGAUGGAGAAUUAGGAUUUUUGUUACAUUUUACUCUCUUUUGAUUUGGUGCAUGCUCAUCAUAGCUUCUUUGGCAUCAAACUGCAGGUAGGCCUCACUUCACACUCGCCCUUUUUCUGUCACCAGGGCGUUAGCUAACCAUUCACACUUUAAUUCAGUUUUUGUUUUCUUUUUUUUUUUGUUAUUAAUCAUCUUUCUUUUGCAUGGCUUCAGAUUGCUUGUGUGUGGUGUUUGUAGGAUUUUAGCAGAUUUCAGUGAUUUGUGUUUAAAUACUGAUCGCUUAUCAUGGUGUUUUUUUGUGUGUGUGUAUUUGUUGUGAUUGCUUCAGGUGGGACAAAACUUCAUCCCCUCCUCUGUCCCGAGUACAUUUGCCCCGUCACCCACACCUGCGCCUCCAGCUGCCAGCAGCGGGCUCAAUGACCUGUUUGAGCUCUCCACAGGCAUGGCCAUCACCACUGGGGGUUAUGUGACUCAGAAAGCAGUGAGUUCCUCUUAACUGUGACUCCAAACUACAACUUAUUCAAACAACCAAGUCUGUUCAAUCGAUAAAAAUAAAGCAGGGCAAGAAGAAAAGCUUCGUUUCUAAUUGCUAGAUCAAUCAAAAUCACACAGAAAGGCGUGAGUUUAAAGCACCAGGGAGAAAAUCAGCUGCAAAUCCAGCAAGUUGACUUUGAUUGUAUGAAUAAUAAGCUCUACGGUUCAUUGAAUAUGAGACAACUGACCCCUUUGGUUCUUCUUUACCAGGUGUGGCUGCCUGCAGUUAAAGCCAAGGGUCUGGAGAUUUCAGGCACCUUCUCUCGUCGUCAGGGUCACAUGUAUAUGGACAUGUCCUUCACCAACAAGGCUCUGCAACACAUGACCGACUUUGCUGUCCAGUUCAACAAGAACAGGUCAGUGGGAUGACUUACAGGGAACACGUUUCACUCAACUGCGAUUUAAACUCAAUUACAGCCUGUGAAAAAAUAAGUCCUCCCUUUGUGGUUUUGAAAACAUCCACGUUCAUAUGGCAAUGCUUUCAAAUCGAUCUGCAUGCACACAGAUCCACAAAAAUCACUGGAGUAUACAUGCCAGGUCAGAAGCUGGUGCUUUAACUUGAUUAUGAAUCACCAUGAAAAAACACACAGUGCAUCUGUGCAUGUUGGCGUUCUUCAACGGAGCAAUGAAUGCAACAGACUACUUAACUAGGAACGUGACACCCAUGUGCAAAUGUGGUUGUGAUGUGGUAAUUUUCACAGGAACUGCAUAUUUAGUGUUUGUAUGUUGACGAAGAGGAUUACAAAUCCAAAGGUUGGAAACUGGUUUCAAAGCUUUCAAAAAUGUCCUUAAGAAAAACAACCAGCAACAAUUUACCAUUUUCUACUAAAAAAAACUGAAAGUGAAGUUUGAUUUAUAUUCUGACCAAAUACAUGAACUGAUUACCAUCAAUGAUUUUGCGUGUGUUUGUGUCUUUCGUAUAGUUUUGGGGUGAUUCCUACCAGUCCUCUGCCCAUUCACACUCCACUCAUGCCCAGCCAGAGUAUGGACAUCUCUUUGCCUAUCAACACAAUCGGUCCGGUCAUGAAGAUGGACCCUCUCAAUAAUCUGCAGGUACAGUAGUCAGGAAUUAUGACUGACGGCUACAUCUGGAAACAGAGUUAAUUUAGGAUUGUGGUGUUUAAAUAAACCUUAAUUCAUAAUUCAUGAAGUCAAAUCCAUGUUAUCUUUGUUUUCUUAUCCUCAGGUGGCUGUAAAGAACAGCAUCGAUGUCUUCUACUUCAGCGUACUCAUUCCUCUCAAUAUAUUCUUUGUGGAGGAUGGAAAAAUGGGUAUGGAUCACAUCAUUGUUUGUCAUCUUAACACCAUGACAACAUAAUAUCUCUUACAACAGUUAAAAACAGAGAUAAAUAAAACUUGGGAUAUGUUUUUAAUGUGGUUUUCACACUGGAAAUGACAAGGUUUAUAAAAAUACUAGUACUACAGAAAGCUCUGGUGUGAGUUCUCUGCACAUAAUGAAUAAAGUGUCUCCGCCACAAGCAUUGAUAUGUUGUUUUAUUUUCUCCUUUUAGAGCGGCAGGUGUUCCUGGCUACCUGGAAAGACAUUCCCAAUGAGAAUGAGCUUCAGUAUCAGAUCAAGGAUUGCCACUUAAAUGCAGGUAGGAAAACGUAGGAGUUAAAUUGUCACAUCACGGUUUUCAGGACAGAAAACGUCUCCUUUAAACAAUCAAAGUGUUGGCUAACUUGCAUUGAUUGUUCAUCUCCUUCAGAUAAGUUUAGCCUGAACUUAAGCCGAAUGCCUCAAAAAAAUUAAUAUUUUCAUUUCAUUUCAUUAGUUACCCAUGCUAUGUUCUCAUUUUGUCAUUCUUGAAGACAAGUGUCGUGUUUUCAGUACUUAUUUCUGGUUUGAGUGCUGUUACAUGAGUGCUUAAAGAAAUGUUUACACAAAAAAGGACAACCAUUACCACAGUUUUUACCAAAAAUCAUGUCAAGACCAGUAACCCUCUUUUUUCAGUACAACAUGUGAAAAACUCUUUCACCUUUCUCUGUUUCUUUUCCACACCUGCAUGCCUAACUUUGGAAACAUCAACAGUUGCUCUUAUACUGUAACUGGACAUCUGUAACUUCUGCAUAGUUGUGCCGCUAUUAUGCUAACAGCAGGAUGACUGAUGUACCCCACAGUGUUUUAGCACACCUGAUCACGAGGUCGCCACCUACACUCAGAUCCUCAUAGAGCUGAUUUCCCAUGAAAUCCCUGAUAAACCCGUCAGUAGUUUUUGAUAGAUCAUGUGCACCCAAGUGUUAGUAUUUAGAAAUAAGAGGGUCUUAGCUUUGACCUUUGUGUAUUUCAGGUAGCUCCUCUUUGUUAUUAGAUUGUAGUCGGGCCGUGUCAAGUGUGAUCAUCCAUAUUUUUUGUCUUGCAGACACUGUAUCAGGAAAGCUGCAGAAUAACAACAUCUACACCAUCGCCAAGAGAAACGUAGAAGGCCAGGACAUGCUUUACCAGUCCCUUAAACUGACUAAUGGUAUCUGGAUCCUGGCUGAGCUUCGCAUUCAACCUGGAAACCCCAACUACACGGUAUUCAACAAGUUCAAUUCAGCUGAUUUCUGGCAUGUUAGAGUGAUUCAACCAAGGAAGCAUUAAAUGAGAAGUUUCAAAUAUUUGGUGUUUGAUGAUAUUUUGAUACAAGGAAGAUCAAACUUUUAAAAAAUGAAGUAGCUCUUUGAUUACAAAAAAAAGUGCUUUUCUUGGAAUUUUGUCAUUUUAGUCUUUACAAAUUUUGUCUCUCCAUUUUCCAAGAGACAUCAGUCACAGCUUUUUUUUAGACAGAUUCAAUUCCCUUUUAUUCAGCUUAGGUGCACAUUUAUGAUUGAUGCUAUCUCCUUUUUUUCCGCAGCUGUCUCUUAAGUGUCGGGCCCCUGAGGUUUCUCAGUACGUCUACCAGAUGUAUGACACUGUGCUGAAGAACUGACCUGCUGCACAACAUCAUCCUGACACCCAAUAGCAGUGUUUUAUUGUUAUCUGCAUUUAACUGCCAAAACAAAGGAAUCCGAACAGUGAAGCUGGAUAAAUAAGAAUUGAAAGAUUUGGGCCGAUUCUUGUCUGCAGAAAAUGUUUUCUUGGGUGACCACUAUAUUACAAAUCUGUAUCAGUGCAAACAGAACAAACACGGUUUAUAUUUCCUUUCUUUUGGCUGUUAAAGCAUCAGUGAUUCCUUUUAUUGCACCAUCUAUUUCAAUUUUACCCACCAGUGAAAACAAGUCAACCAUUCCAUCCUUAACUUAGUGUCUUAAUGUUGUGAAGAUGUGACCACGAGGAAGACGACCCAGUUUCCAUGAAGCCAUUGUUUCAUUAUUUUGUAUAAUAAUGAAACUGCCCUCUCUCUAACGCGCUGCUCUCUCUUCUUCGGAUUUAUCGUUGAUACUCGCUUUACUUCAGAAUUUGAUUCAUUCCUUUAGCUGUUAAUGUGUGUGAAGAAUCAAAACCAACAGUGCACUCUUCAGAUGCUAUUUAUGUCUGUCCCUUUAAGAGUUUGCCGCUCGGCCGACCAUUUUUAAAAGAUAUAAUUGAUCAACAUACAUCUCAUUCAAGUAUGCACAGGUUUUCCUCUUGUGACUUCAACCAGAUUGCUUGUGUCUUACAGGAAGUAAAGAACACUAUACAGCAUAUAAGAAAAAGGAACAAAGGGUUUGAAAAGGAGAGUUUAUAGAAUAAUAGAACUAUGAAAUCUGAUGUAACUCCUAAAACCUGUUUGCCACCUGUGAAUUAAUAUCUACACUGCAAAAUUAAAACUUCAGCUCUCUGAUUUGAGAUCAAAUUUAAAAAGGCACAAACAGCCAAAGGAAAUGUCUUUGGACCUUUUCCAGUACAGCAGAGCUAAUUUUAAGCAGCUGUAUGUUUCUACGCUAAAAUUGACACAUAAUGAGUUAAAGUGCAAAGAAAUGAACAACCAGGGUAAGAGAAAAGAAGCCCUGAGGGACAGGUUGCCCUUACCUUCAAUAUUUGAUAUACCUCUAAACCACUUUACAAACCACAGCAGCUGUAUAUGACAUGUUCACACACCAGAGCCACUCCUUUUUAAGAAUUGCACAUUUAUUCCACAUACUCCGCACAGCUUCAGCCACCUUUUAUUGUCAUUCCUAUUUAUUGUGCAUCUACCUCUGUGUUUUCCUUUUUCCUGGCUUUAUUGUCUCAGUGGCCUCAAUUCUGUGAAUCAAUGGGAUUUUAACAUUUUCAUCUCCACUUUUGAUGCCACUGUUUUGUUCCUUCUUUCAUUCCACUGUUUUUUUUUUUUAGCUCAGCCUGAACCUGUGGCCAGUCAGCCAAACCAAACACAGGACCAAGCACACAUGCAAAUUAAAUGCCAAGUUUAUGUUAUGGUGCCCCAGUGUCAAUAUAUCCUUCUAAUGUCGGCGUUGUCUGUGCUAUAGAACAAUAGAGUAUCUACACUCUGAGGCCAAGAGUUGCUCAAACACAGUGUAGACCAGUGAUGGUGUAAUUUGUGUAGCUUAUUAAUCAAAAUGUUUCGCUAUUACCUAAAAAGUUAAAUACCUUGCCUUCAUCGAUUAAACAGAAAAGGCUUGUCAGUGUAUCAUAAGGUGUGUUGGUGACACUAUUUUCUUAUGUGAAUUUAAAAAAAAACAAUCUGUAUGUCUGCAUGAACCUACUGUCAAUUUAAACCCCAUAAUUUACGAUCUAACCCCCCAAUUCUGUGUCUCUGUUGUAGAUCUGUUAUGGUUUCAACAAAACAUUGUUUCAAGCGCUCCAAUGAAUAGAACUAUAUCCCUUGUUGCCAGCAAUAUUGAAUAAUAAAAAUAGAGACAGCCGUGAAAUGAAAUGGAAUAUGUCAAGUGUCAACGCUGUAACCCUGUUUAUGAUUUGUCAUUGUCACAGUAUCACAUUUAAUGCCAAUAAAAUGUCAAAAAUACAUCACUGUGG